GCUGUCGCUGUAGGAGCGCGCAGAGGAAGGGAGGGCAAUCUUGUCCGGACGCUAAUAAGACCCAAUGGCUGGCGCAAGGUGGCCAGGAGCGCUGAAACGCGACAGAAGACGGUGGAGGAAAGAGAAGAGAAAGAAAACACACGAGAGACGAUUGCGGAUGGACAAUGAGGAUGAGAGCGCCGCAGCAGCGUCCGUAGGAACUGCAGGGAGGCUUUUGGCGUGUGUUGGUGAAGGAAAUGCGUGAGCAGAGACGCGGUAAGUAAGUAGAAAGCCACGGAAAACACCUGCGUUAAGACUAGUACCUGCCAAAGACGUGAGAAGAUGAGUUUCACUUUGCAGGAGACGUAGAGGCAUCUCAUUUGGCGUAAUUCUUGAACAGAAACACUGAAAUGCUGCUAAUAAUUGAUAUUUUGUAGUUUAUCGCAAAGUUAAACAUUUUUACGCAAUCACUUUAUCAAUUAAGCUUAUUUUGGUGUGAGCGAUUAGAAACACAUUUCUCUCACUUAAUACUAAAAAGAAACAUCCUAAUAUCACGUGGUGUGUGCUGUGUCAACCUUUACUCGCGUGCUUCUUUCACACACCUGGACCUGUCGUGUUCUUCCAGCCAUCGUGAGCCACUGACCCCAGGGAGCCCCAACGCCCCCCCACCCCCCAAUGAAGCAGUUCUGGUGGGCCCGCCUGGCACAGCUCGGCCUGCUCUCUGUGUGGACCUGCAUAUGGCUUGUCCAGGGUUGCGGACCAGGUCCCGGGUAUGGUAUCCGGCCCAGGUCCAGGAAGCUCACCGCCAUGCACUACAAGCAGUUCUUCCCCAAUUUCUCUGAAAACAACCUGGGUGCCAGCGGGAGAGCAGAGGGCAAGAUCACACGGAGCUCCGAGCGCUUCAAUGAGCUUGUGUGCAACUACAACCCAGACAUUGUGUUCAAAGAUGAGGAGAACACCAAUGCUGACCGCUUCAUGACUAAGGUGAGACUUUUUGGGGGUCAAGGGUUUGCUGGAUAGGAUAACUACUUUCUUGAAACCUGUUGCUAUCUUAAAGUUGACAGAGAAGGACAUGUAGAUUGACUAACAGAUGUGCUUACAUGUAUUGUUAGACACUCAUGAUCCACUCUGUCUUAGGUGAUGGAUAUACUGCAUUUCACAUGAAGUGGGCAGACCACACUUAAAGCUCACACCCUGCCAUGCACUGAGCAUGGCUUUUCCAAAUCAACUCAUAUUACCUCAUUCAUUGUUAUCCCCCAUACUCUACACUGCCUGCUCUUACCAGGCACUUAACACACAAACAAGUGUUCAAACAGUGUGUAAGUUUUAACUAAACUUCCCCUCCCUUUUUCUUGAGAUAAGAAGAUCAGGAUGUAAUUCAAGCCUAGCCUGUUAGAGAAUGUGCUCCCCUUCAAGAACACUUCCUUUUAAUCUUUAACUCAAGUCUUUGUUAUUUUGGAUAAAACUAUUCCCUGUGACACGCUCAAACUGUACCAGCGAGGAGAAAUUGCCAGGUUUGGCCUUUGAACUUCAGUUCCUUAAUGUUUAGCAGGAAUAAGUAUCCAAAUUGUCAGAGAGAAGGACACAUUUUUGACUUAACAUUUGAUGAGUGAAACCAUUUUUUUUUCUGACUCUCAGAUGCCAAACUCCACUGGAUGCUGCGGCUUUCUGUGAUUGUCUAGGAUAUGUAUCUGUGUCCCUUCCUUUUUCGGAGUGAUUGUACAUGAUUCAAAAUCUGCGGUUGUACAUUUGUGCUGAUGCCCAGUUUGAGUGUGUGUACAUGUGCAUGUGCCCCUCUUUUUGCCCAGAUGUGAAAGACACUCUUUGUGUGUCACUUGGAGACUCGGAGGGGUCGCCUAUACAAAAUUCCCGCCUGCUGAAGUAAUGGCACCGUUGGAAAAGCGACUAUUGUAGUUCUGACAAUGAAACGCCUCUCUUCAAUGGCAUUGCGAAAAAAAAUGUACCCAGUUUGUUUUCUGUCCCUCUUGCUUUCUCACUCUUGCUGUCACAUUCCCAAGUCCGUGCCCAUACAUUCUUCCCCUCUGCCCUUCGUCUUUAGUCCCAGCCUUGACCCUCUGCCUUCUCCUCACCCAACCUCCAUCCCUCAUUACUCUUUUUCCCAGCCCACUUUCUGUUAAUUUGGCUGCAAAAUAGGCUUUAUCACGUCAUUUUUAGCUAAAAGAAACUGUCACAGCAUGUAUCCAAAAAGAAUACAUGUGCAGGAGAUGACAAUGAGUGUAUCAUGUCGGCUGCUGACAUCCUCAUUUUCCAGCCUGUUAUUUUGCGACAAUGCUGACACCAUAACAUCACAGCCCACGGGGAUGUUAAGAGUCACUGUGCGCAAUUCUGAUCAAAUGUCUCAGGGGUGAAACGGAGACACUCAUGCCUGGAACAAACUGGAGAGGAAGAGAAUGGCCUUGAUUAUUCUGUCACCCUGUUGAAAAGGCCAAGGAAUGUGCCAAACUGGCUACUGUAGCUUUGUUCUUGUACUCUGAUUGUCUGAGCAAGGUUAGGAUGGCAUUUAAGCAGAGUAGAGAGGGAAUUGUGCGGUAAUGCCAGCAGACAAAUAAACCUGGGAGACACAGAGAGAGACUGUUGAAAUACUGAAACCGUUUUCUCCGGAGUUGCACUUCAGUCAGCUUGUGCAUUGAAGUGUACAGUCGGCGAACAUACUCUACAUACCUGUGGUACACUUUAAAAUGGGCAUUUACUCCUGUUAAUGAAUGACCGCCAGUGUCCUGUAUAGUAGGAUUUGCUGUAUGGAAAAGGAAGAGGAUAAGAGAGGAUGAAAAAAUGAAGGCAGCUGUAAAACUGAAUGAUACCAUAUUCAGCCUGAUUGGGUGAUUUUUUUAAGCUGUUACAAGUCAAAAAGAUGAUAGUUAACUGACUGAUGUGGAUUUUCCAAAUGAGUUUAUGACAAACAGGUUAAUAAGAAUCUCUCAAACUGUUGUCCAAAACAUACAUGCUACCCAUAUGAAAGUUGAUCUACUCUUAAAUCAACAGACUAAAUUACUCUUGUUGCUUCUGUGCACCUUUUUUUUAUUUGUAAUUAAUGACAAAACAACAGAAAUGUGAUAAAAGAGUUUCCUCCUCAAACUCUUAAACUGAACACAUUCCUUCUUUUAUUCUCUUCCCAGCGAUGUAAGGACUGUUUGAACAGGCUGGCUAUUGCAGUGAUGAACCAGUGGCCCGGGGUGCACCUACGUGUGACAGAGGCGUGGGACGAGGACGGUCACCACCCUCCCGGCUCUCUCCACUAUGAAGGCCGAGCAGUGGAUAUAACCACAGAUGAUAGGGUGACGGAAAAAUACGGUCUUCUAGCCCAGUUAGCUGUGGAGGCUGGCUUUGACUGGGUCCACUAUGAGUCUAAAUAUCACAUCCACUGCUCAGUAAAAGCUGGUGAGUGUAAAGAGGAGCUUUAGUGGAGGAUCACACAGUUAACUUUGUGAGAUAACACUGAUCAAACGGAGGGUAGAGGAGAGCUGUUUAAAUACAAUUUUUAGUUUUUUCUCAGACACUACCAGAAAUGCAAUAUCAGAUAUGGGCAUUAAUCCAAUAGUACAAACAACUAACCCUCCAAAAAAUCAUUAGGUUUAAUUUGAUCGAUCAUCUAGCUUUAGCAGCACAAGAGAGAAAAAAGGUUUUCUUUCUCUAGUAAUUUGUAUAUUUUUGUUGUCUCACAGGUAUUUGGGUUACUUGAUAAAUGCCAAAUGUGUGAGGGAGAAUAGAUAUGGAAUAUCCUGAUUUUAAAGAGAGAGAAAAAAAUUUAAUAAAACUAAAUAUGUUAUGUUCCUACAGAUCAUUCUGUUGCGGUGGAAAAGGGUGGCUGUUUCCCUGGCUGGGCCCGGGUAACUGUUGCUGGUGGGAUGCAGAAGAGCCUGUCCUCUCUGGCUCCUGGGGACAAAGUCAUGGCCUUGUCUGGGACGGGUCAAGUUGUGUUUAGCCACGUCCUACUGUUUCUGCACCGGGACCAUGAAAGCUGUUCCAAUUUUCUGUCUCUGGAGACAGAAGACGACUAUAGACUGGCCCUCACUCCACAACAUUUGGUCUUUUUAAGCAGCCACUGCAGACUGGACAGGACUGAGUACCAGGCUCAGUUUGCAAGCAGAGCCAAGAUAGGAGGCUGUGUUCUCAUCCACACAGCAGAGGGUCAAGUACGUCCAUCUCGAAUCAUCUCUGUGUCAGUGGUGGAGAGUGUAGGAGUGUAUGCGCCCUUGACAGAGGCUGGGACUGUGUUUGUUGAUGGAGUGCUGGCAUCCAGUUAUGCACUGGUGGAAGACCACAGACUUGCACACUGGGCAUUUGGACCUGUGCGGCUCCUCUCUUCAACCAUCCGGCUCCUCUGGGGGGAGACAACACAACAACGGCAGGGCAAAGACAAUGACACUGAGACUCUGUCGGAUUGUAGCACUUUGGACGGAAAGGACAAAGCAGGUAUAUAUAUCAAUAAUAGCAUUCUUCACAAAAGAGACAAUCUGAGUGAACCUUUGAGAUUGGAAAAUAAAGAGAAGCACUCUUUAGACAGAAAGUCACUAAAUGUGCACUGGUAUGCAAGACUACUGUACAGCUUUGGGUGCCUCUUUUUAGACUUGCUUCAUCCCUGAACGUCUAUAUGCACUGAUAAAUGUUACUACCCUGAUACACGGACACUGAAACUCUUUUCUCAAUAAAUCAAAAGAACUGGGGAGGCUUGCUUGUUUUUUUAUUCACCAUUGUUUGCAUUGUUUGUAUUGUAAUGUGUCAUGGACUUACAAAUUAACACUGAUGUAAUGUUUUAUAAAACUGAGUUUUAGAAACAAAGUUGUCUGAGUGGAUUGAUGAUUGAUAAGUCAUCUAAAAUUGCUAGAUAGUCAUAUGUACAGUGUGAUAUUUCUUUUAAGUAAUCCAUAUAUAUAUAUAUGUAUGUGGACGGUUUCAUUCUACUGGGUUAGAAUCAAAUGUUUCCACAAAAUCAGAAUCUAUAUUUUUGUAAUAUCUGAAUCAUAAUAUAUAACUGUUUCAUUGUAUUUCAGUAAUUCCUCUAUAUGUAUUGCAUUGUCCCCAUGUAAUAAAAUAAUUUAAAAUAUAAUUUGAA
This is a messenger RNA of Xyrichtys novacula (pearly razorfish), 5053 nucleotides long. Lineage: Eukaryota; Metazoa; Chordata; Actinopteri; Labriformes; Labridae. The record is from the annotation of a GenBank genome assembly.